This is a messenger RNA of Lentinula edodes (shiitake mushroom), 576 nucleotides long. RefSeq names its product dynactin subunit P25. The record is from RefSeq and is a predicted model, not a curated record. NCBI's taxonomy places the organism in Eukaryota, Fungi, Basidiomycota, Agaricomycetes, Agaricales, Omphalotaceae. Bases 1 to 576 code for a protein of 191 amino acids. The transcript has 5 exons.
AUGGAACCACCAAUAUACUACUCUCGAGCUGAAUUCAUUGAGACUGAUACAGGCAACAAAGUUUCCCGACGCGCCACAAUCGCUGGACCCCAAAACAUUAUUCUCGGCGGCAAGACCAUUAUCUCUAGCGGUGCUAUCAUCCGCGGUGACUUGCGUCGCUCAGGUCCCGGCCAUGCUGUGGUCAUUUCUCUAGGCAGAUAUUGCGUCGUAGGUGAAGGAUGCGUCAUGCGUCCACCGUAUAAAACUUAUCGCGGAGCGUUUAACUAUUAUCCAAUGAAAGUCGGUGAUUAUGUGCAUAUUGGGGCAGCAAGCGUGGUUGAGGCAGCGACGAUUGGAAACUAUGUAGAAAUCGGGAAGAAUUGCAUUAUCGGAAAAUUCACAAUUAUCAAAGACUGUGCAAAGAUAGCAGACAAUACUGUCAUCCCACCAAAUACUGUGAUACCAGCACUCUCGUUGUUCUCUGGUUCCCCAGGUCACUUCACUGAAGAUCUACCGGAAUCAACACAAGAUAUUGUAGAGGUUCAAACAAAACAGCAUUAUGCGCGUUUCCAGCCUUUGGACCGAGAUCGUUCAUAG